AUGUCUGGCGGUGACGAGCAGGGUUUUGAUGUCCGGUAUCGCGAGCCGCCGCUGUUUGGGCGACAAUCGUCGGCCCCGGCAUUUGGCCAAUCUGCCAAUGAUCACACUACCACUUCUUUAGACUCGCCGACCGACUCUUUCUCCUCCCAGGUACAAUCAUCGACCACGUAUUUUCCACAACUGUCGGGCUCCAUUCGACCCCAUAAUUCUUCCACUUCCACGAAUCACCUGUCGGUUGAUCAAUUGCAAGAUAGUAGAGGGCGGGAGUCUCCAGACCCUGCUGACUAUUAUCGCCAGCGUGGAUCCCUGUCAGGGACUUCGUCCAAUGUAAGAGAAGGGUUCGGCGAUGUAAUAACGGGCAUGGCUGCGGCCGACUAUCCUGCAGUCGGUGACAAAGUGUCACCCCUGCCAACAAACAUGUUGGAGUCAUCGCGCGCUAGACGUCAACCAUAUCGCUCAACCUCAGAUUCUCCAACAUUAGGAGCUCCCUCUACCAAUAUACCCCCGUUGCACACGAAUCCAAGGUCACGACAGCCGUCAUUCAAAGAUCUUGUCAACAAGUUCAAUAAAACCUCCGAUCAGAUCCUCCCUUUGCCAUCUAUUUCUCGUCCAACCUCAAGGGCACCAAGCCCUUCCGGAAGUGUUGACGGAGAGCGAAAUCGGGUGUUGCCACGAAGUCGUCAGUAUCGUGAUUCCCUACCAGAAUCGGCCACCUGCGAUCCUCGACCGAUAGUUGAUUCGACCCCAUCGUCACCAGAGGUAGAGAGAUUCGGCCCACCCCUAGACACAAACGGUGUUAUCCCGCCACCUCUGUUUCAACGGACCCCAGGGUCGCAUCCUCGCCGGCCAUUGUUUGGUGAACUGUUGCCGAUAAACACACAGGUUCACAACGGAGUUUUAUCGCGUCUGCAACAACGCCGCGGGUCGGAUGGAAGUAUUCCAAGCCCAAACCCAGCCUUCCUUGAGCAUCACGAUCAAUAUCCCGCAAGAUCACCACUCACGCCUACUGCAUGGUAUCUUGGACAUACAACUUCUUUGGAGGCCGUCCACGCCGGGAUAAAUAGCACCGGCAAACAUCGCCGAGUUCAAAGUGACUUGGAUAAAAUAAGAGAACCCCUUGCAGAACCGUGGAAUCCUGAAAUGGCAGUACCUGCGCCCUUGCGCCGGACCAAGCCCGGCCAUGGAUCGCCCCCGGACAGUCCAAAUUCCAAGUCUCGCAUUCCUGUCUUCUCGCACCGUCUCGUCACUGCUUCCGGUCCCGAAAGCUUAUCACCAUCCUCCAAUCCAACAUUUAGCAGCCGAUCAGCUGCCAUUACCUCGCCGCCCAAGGGCAGUAGCCGCCUUCCUAUUCCGUCGCCUAAACAAAGUCCUCCCCGCAUGCCAGCAGACGAUCCCGCUUCGUUCGCGACAACCUCUCGUGGUAGACGGGAUCUAACAAUUGGCCGAACCCGCAAUCAAUUAUCCGAAUCCAGCCGGCGACUUCAGGCCUACAUCGCUGAGCCACCGCCUAAAAAGUCGCCUCCGUUGCGCAGUUCACGACCCCGACAACCCGUCUCACAUGGUGCCUCAGUCUCCCCACGCUCCAAAAUUGGGGAUCGAGUUUUGAAUUUACAAAAACAAGCCAAGCACAACGACUCGCGGUCUCGUCCUGCACGCAAAUUACCUGAAUUGGGCAAGGUUGAUUUUGAUGCUCGCCGCCGGCACAUUCAACAGGCAAUCAAUCGACACUCAGGUAACCCGGGGGUUGAAAAGGAUCAGAAUGACAGAGGAUCGGACACAUCAGCUGCUGCAAAGCUUCGUCGUCACGCUUUGGCGCGAGAGCAGAAGACGAAUGAAGAUCUCAAGCAACCGACGGAUGAACCUACAAUUACCCCCAACCCGGUCAUGACCGCCCCGUCAUCCGAUGAGAUGGUCACGAUGGUCAAAGAAUUGAAUGACUCGGUUGAAUAUAAGGAAAAUAGAGUCCAUGUCGUUCCUAGACUGCACCUCAAUACUGCCCUCCCGGCAUCGGAUAUAGCAGCGCCCCACACAACAAUGGACUCUCCCACUCUCGGCCUCCCACAGGGCGUGAAGCCAACGUUUGUAGAUGACGCACAGCCUAGCGUUGAUGACACGACACACUCAGCCGCCACAUCAGACUCCGGCGAUACUCAUAUCACUACUUUUGAUCCGGAGCCGCAGCCGGGGCUACUCCCGGACAAUCCCAGCAUUUCUCAUCGAACUCUUCUGGAUCAAAUAAUGCAAAUCCGCGACAGCCCGAGUGACGACUCAUGCGACGACGAACCUGAUUGCAGUCUUUCAGAGAACGACGACAGAGAGUCCAUCCAGAUUAUGCUUGGAGAUACGACCUACUACAAUUCGUCUAGUAGCACUAAUACUCAUGAGGCUGAGCAUGCAUCAAUGAACCAGGCUCAAAAGAAGACUCAUUCUCACAAUCGAUGGAGCAUCAGUUCGUGGUCCUCUGUACAAAACCAACAUUCCACCUGUGACGAGCAGUGUGACGAGAGUGGAGAUGAUUCUUUGCUCCAAGGCCGUGAAACUGAACCACCAACUGAAAGUUGUUCAGCUGUCUCAACAAGGCCAGCUUCAAUAGCAGACAACGAAUCACCAGGUCCAAUCCAGGAUCACGGCGUAAUGGGACCGAACACACUCCGGGCAUCUGACCAGUUUCGAUCCGAACCCUUCUCUAACCCCCCAAGCUUGGCUAGAUUAGGCAAAUGGGAUUCGAAGCGUGCCACUCAGCUCUAUCUGGAGGAGUUGACGCGAGGCAGUAGCCAUUACUCCGGCUCAGCAAUUCACAACUCGUCUGAGCCCCGAUCUCAUCCCACCGAUACACGUACAGAUGGGCAACCCGAUAGUUUGACUGACGAUUCAGUCCUUAUACCACGUGCUUCCGAUAGACUCUCACACACAGCUAGUUUGGUUGGGCGUGAUGAUUGGGAACAUGCAUCUCCCUCUAUCAUGGACUGGAUGCAGAUCGCGGCUGAAGAUGAUGCUAUGACCCCCAACACUGAAACCGAUGGCAUGCGUACUGAAGGGUUGCUCACACCCCGCGUGGUGCCCUCGGCAGUCCACGACAUGGGUGCAUCGAGUACAAACAGUGGUCUUGGACUCUCCGUUGGUAUUCAAGCUUCCAGCGAACAGACACAGGCUCGUGUUUUCCCUUCGUCGACAUUCCCCCCGCCCUCGGCAACUCAUCUAAUUGAUAAUGAACCUCUUGGGGGUCAAAAUCCGCUUAAGCCAUUGGGCCAUAUUGAACUCGAUGACGGCGCACAUAAUGCUCCUAGAGCUGCGGGACAUAGCCCGAGCAGCAGUCAAGACUCUUCUUUCCAAAAUUUGGAGUCUAUUCAAUCUCCUGUAGCCGCUGAUUCCUCCGCUACUUCACUUGUUCCGUCCACUGAGCAAACUACUCGCAUUGAGCCAAAGGAUUCGCCUUCUCCUGAACAACGUCGUCUCAAGAAGCGGCGCCACAUAAUCAAGGAACUUGUUGAUACAGAACACACCUUUGGUCAUGACAUGAUCAUCAUUGAGGACAUCUACAAAAGGACCUCGCUCACGGUAUUGGAUCCCGAUGAUGUCAAGGUUCUCUUCGCCAAUUCCGAUCAAGUCGCGGCCUUCUCCGACAAAUUCUUGUAUGAUCUCAAGCAAGCAGCUCAAAGCAUCUACGUCAUACCAAAGGCUCUACGGUGGACCAGCAAGCGAAAGCGCAACAACCAGCCUGCAGCUUCUACUACUCCGGAAGCCGAUGAAGUAGCCGAGCUUGCGGGAAUGUCAGAACUCGAGAAGGAUCGCGCGACCUCCGUUGGUCAGAUUUUUGUUACCCACAUGGCGCAGAUGGAAAAGGUGUACACCGACUACCUGAAGAACCACGAUGCCGCAAACAAGAAGCUUCAGGUCGUGCAACGUAAUCCGAAAGUGGGCUUUUGGCUGAGCGAAUGCCAGAAGGGUGCCAUGGAUCUCACGACAGCCUGGGAUUUAGACUCUUUGCUCGUUAAACCAGUGCAAAGAAUCCUGAAAUAUCCUCUUAUUCUCCGAGACCUAUUAGAGUCUACGCCAAAUGACCAUCCCGACCGAGCUGCGAUUGCCAGUGCUCUGGAAGAGGUCACAAAUGUUUCUCAUCGUAUCAACGAGCUGAAGAAACGAGUAGACCUUGUUGGUCAAGCUGUCGGUCGAAAGCGCAACCAGUCCGAUGUGCGUACCGGUCUGUCUAAAGCCUUUGGUCGCCGCACGGAGAAGUUCAGACAGCAAGUCGGCCUCUCCGACUUGUUUGAAGAUAAAAUCUAUGAUUCGCUAGCGCAGAAGCUUAGCGACGGUUAUUUCCAGUUGCAGGUUGUCAUGCGCGACGCUGAGAGUUACACCCGGGAUAUGCAACUAUGUAUGAACCAAUUCAACGAUUAUGCCGAUUCGAUUGAAGGGAUUAUUAGCAUGUCACCAUCUCCGUAUCCACAGUUGGAGAGCAAGUGGCAUCAGUUCAAGGUGACAGUUCAGGAACUUGUGACAACUGCUCUCCCAGAACAUCUUGCGGUCGUCCGAAAAACGGUCAUCGAUCCGAUGGUUGAAUUACUAGGACUUUACAAUGCACCCCAGCGAGUCAUGCGGAAGCGCGACAAGCGACUCCCGGAAUAUGCGCGCUACAAGGCCAUCAAGGACCGUGGCGACAAACCUGACAAGAAGACUAUUGAGCAAGGGGAGCAAUUCCUGGCUUUGAACGAUACUUUGAAGGAUGAGUUGCCUAAGCUCUAUGCGUUGACUGCCAAACUGAUGGCAGCCUGUCUGAAGAACUUUAUCGAAAUUCAAACAGUGUGGUUCAGCGUUCUACAGAAAAAGAUUGGCGUUCAUGUGGAAUUGUUCCCCAAUGACCUCGACAGGCUUAUCAGCGACUUCAAUAGUGACCACACUUUAAUGGAGGCACGAAUUGCGGAGCUAAGCUCUUGCAAUGGGGCGAUGAUGGCUCAUUCGCUCAAUUUGAUCCCACUUUCGCCCAGUGGACAGCAGAACCCCAUAUCGCCGCGCCGUCCUUCCACAGUGAAUAGCUCAAACGCACGACCUGGGUCUAUGAACGAUGAUUCACCCAAGGUUUCCCGGGAUUUCAGCGUCGGCAGCCAAUCAUUCCAGUCCCCCCAGAUGGAAAGCCACUCCAGCCGCAGCAGCCGUUACCGGGCUGAUUCCACUCUAUCUGGCCGAAUCGUCCCAGGCACUCCAAAUCAACUACUACAGCAAGUCACCAGCUCUCCCGCCCCUGCCAGAACGAGCGACAUCGAGCCUUUCCCAAGCCUACCGAGACUCAGCCUAGAUACUCCUUUCCUGGAGGAUGUGAUCAACAGCUCCUCGCACUCGAGCAAUGCGCCAGCCUCCCCGACUGAUCGAUAUUCGGGAUUCUUCUCGUCCGCCAUGCCCAUGUCGGAUGCGCCAAGUGAAACUGUUGUGGAUGGACACUUUGAACGCAGCGCCCCUCCUAUGGGUCCUGCGACGUUGUUCUGCGCGGCGAGUGUUUAUGACUUUAACAUCGACGCUCGCACUGAGGGCGGAUAUCCCUAUCUAACUUACGCCUCCGGCGAUAUCUUCGACGUCAUAGGCGAGAAGGGCGAGCUCUGGCUUGCCCGCAAUCAGGACGAUGCCACCAGGACAGUUGGGUGGAUUUGGAACAAGCAUUUUGCCCGACUCAGCACCUGA
Molecule: messenger RNA, 5673 nt
Organism: Penicillium griseofulvum
Lineage: Eukaryota; Fungi; Ascomycota; Eurotiomycetes; Eurotiales; Aspergillaceae
Product: putative Rho guanyl nucleotide exchange factor
Exons: 2
Coding region: 1-5673 (1890 amino acids)
Biological process (GO): intracellular signal transduction
Molecular function (GO): guanyl-nucleotide exchange factor activity
Source: RefSeq, a predicted model, not a curated record